Molecule: messenger RNA, 1990 nt
Organism: Triplophysa dalaica
Lineage: Eukaryota; Metazoa; Chordata; Actinopteri; Cypriniformes; Nemacheilidae
Product: cyclic nucleotide-gated channel cone photoreceptor subunit alpha
Exons: 7
Coding region: 8-1990 (660 amino acids)
Biological process (GO): monoatomic cation transmembrane transport
Cellular component (GO): intracellular cyclic nucleotide activated cation channel complex; plasma membrane
Molecular function (GO): protein-containing complex binding; intracellularly cGMP-activated cation channel activity; cGMP binding
Source: RefSeq, a predicted model, not a curated record
UGGACUGAUGGGCAGGAUAUCCCAGUUCAUUCUGAAGUUUGGCAGAACGUCCACAGAAUGUCAAGUGCCUGAACGCAGCGCUGUGGUUAGGAUAACGGCGAGGCCUGAAGACAUUGGAGAAGAGGAGGAGGCAUGGUGGUGCGACAUAGGACUGGACCAACUGCGUUACAGGAACUUCAACAACAAUGCUGGUCAUUGGCCACUUGCAACACUCAAUAGGAACAACUGCAACAAUACAGACGACAAAAAGGAUGACAGGGAGAUAAAGAAAGGCGAUAAGAAAGAAGUGCCGAAAAAGGACGAGAAGAAAGAUGAACCAAAAAAAGACGAGAAGAAAGAUGAGAAGAAGGAUGACAAGAAAGAUGAUAAAAAUAAGGAAGAGGAGAAACCAAAAGAAGUGUGGAUAAUGGAUCCUGCCACGGAUUUAUACUAUCACUGGUUGACCAUUGUAGCAGUACCUGCGUUUUACAACCUAAUGAUGCUUGUUACUAGAUCCUGUUUUAAUGAGCUGCAGAAUGACUUCACCAUCUUAUGGAUUGUGCUGGACUAUAGCUCAGAUCUCAUCUACUACCUUGAUACAUUUGUCAGAUCAAGGACAGGAUUCCUGGAGCAAGGAUUACUUGUACAAGAUUCUAAGAAGCUGUGGGAACAUUACAAAAAGUCACCGCAAUUCAGGUUCGAUAUGAUAUCCAUGGUACCGACAGACUUAUUAAUGCUCAAAGUGGGCUACAACAAUCCCGAAGUGAGAUUCAAUCGACUUUUCAAGAUGGCUCGUCUCUUCGAGUACUUCGACCGCACCGAAACCAGAACCAACUUUCCCAACAUCUUCCGGAUCAGCAACCUUGUCCUCUAUAUCCUCAUCAUCAUCCACUGGAACGGCUGCAUCUUCUUCGCCAUCUCAAAAACCAUCGGCUUCGGAACAGACAGUUGGGUGUACCCCAACAUCAGUGACCCGGACUUCGGCCGUCUUUCCAGAAAGUACAUCUACUGUCUGUAUUGGUCCACCCUCACCCUCACGACCAUCGGAGAGACGCCGCCUCCGGUCCGAGAUGUUGAGUACUUAUUUGUCGUUGCUGAUUUUCUCAUCGGCGUGCUCAUUUUCGCCACCAUCGUCGGUAACGUCGGCGCCAUGAUUUCUAACAUGAACGCCUCCCGUGCUGAAUUCCAGGCGAAGAUCGACUCCAUCAAGCAGUACAUGCAGUUCCGUAAGGUCACCAAAGAUCUGGAGGCCCGUGUUGUGAAGUGGUUCGACUACCUUUGGACGGAGCAAAAGACCUGCGAUGAAAAGGAGGUCCUUAAGAACCUCCCAGACAAGCUGAAAGCAGAGAUCGCCAUCAACGUCCAUCUUGAAACCCUCAGGAAGGUGCGCAUCUUUCAGGAUUGUGAGGCGGGUCUUCUCGUUGAGCUUGUCCUUAAGCUCCAGCCUCAGGUCUUCAGUCCCGGAGACUACAUCUGCAAAAAGGGCGACAUUGGACGGGAGAUGUAUAUUAUCAAAGAAGGCCAGCUAGCCGUGGUGGCCGACGAUGGCGUCACGCAAUUCGUGGUCCUCAGCGACGGCGCUUACUUCGGUGAGAUCAGCAUCCUGGGCAUCAAAGGCAGCAAAGCGGGAAACCGCAGAACUGCUAACAUACGUAGCGUGGGAUAUUCUGACCUGUUCGCGCUCUCAAAAGACGACCUGAUGGAGGCGCUGACCGAGUACCCGGAGGCCAAAAAGGCUUUGGAAGAGAAAGGCAGGGCUAUUCUGCUGAAAGAUAAUCUCAUCGACGAGGAGGCGGCCAACGCCGGUGCCGACCCAAAAGACCUGGAGGAAAAAGUGAGCACGCUGGAGACAAAUUUAGAGGUGAUGCAGAUCAAAUUUGCUCGUCUUAUGGUAGAUUGGACAUCCAACCAAAACAAGAUCAAACAGCGGAUCGCCAACAUGGAGGCCAGAGUGAAGACUCUUAGAGAUGAGGAUUCGUCAGAGGUCGUUGAGGAUAAGAAGGACAAAUAG